Messenger RNA from Columba livia (rock pigeon), 6907 nucleotides. RefSeq names its product G protein-coupled receptor 55 (gene GPR55). The record is from RefSeq and is a predicted model, not a curated record. Gene Ontology annotation, cellular component: plasma membrane. Bases 1159 to 2163 code for a protein of 334 amino acids. NCBI's taxonomy places the organism in Eukaryota, Metazoa, Chordata, Aves, Columbiformes, Columbidae. Gene Ontology annotation, biological process: phospholipase C-activating G protein-coupled receptor signaling pathway; positive regulation of Rho protein signal transduction. The transcript has 2 exons. Gene Ontology annotation, molecular function: G protein-coupled receptor activity.
UUUUAAGCUAGUUGGAUGAUUAUUUCUUAUAAAGAUCAAACAAUAAGAUCAAAUAUGUAGCGUUGUUUAGCUCAAAGCAGAAAGAUUUCUGCUUUAGUUAUAAUCAGAAAUAUAUUAUGUUGCAAUCAAAAUACUUAGAAUAAGAAAUUAUCCAACUACAAAUGAAAUAUAUGGCAGACGUGGGACUUUCUGCUCUUCAUUGCACUAAACCAUCUUACUCUUCUCCUUUGCAUCCACAGAGAAUAAUUUAUAUCUAACAUGAAUAAUGUUCAGGAAAAUAGAUAUAAACAAAGUCUGUUUCAUAGCAUUAAUAUCACUUGGUUUGCAUUGAUUAGGAGGGUAAUUAUGGUAAAUGCUAUAAAAGUCCCUGCUGAAGCAGUGACCUGAAUUCUCCUCAUUCCUCUUUGACAGUACAGCUAGACUGUUUGGUUUGCUGUGUUGUGUCAUCUGAUUAUCACUUCCUUACUAUUAAGGCUACACCUACAUUUAAAGUUAUAGAUUUUAUUAUGAGGAUGGUCCUGCUAAGGAAGCUUUCACAGAUAAGAAUAUCCCUAACUGGUUAUCCCCCAUCACUGCUAACACACAAACUUGUGUGAAUCUUAGCUACAGCCAGAUGAACUCAGAUCUGAUCUACAAAGAGGAAACCAUUCAUGCAUCCCACUGUGCUGCAGAAAAACUAGCCAAGUUAAUACUGUAAAACCUUGCUGUUCCAUUUCCUUGCUGCUAGCUUAACCACACGCUCCUGCUAUUGGCAAACCAAAUUAACAUUUAACUAGUCUAUAGGAAGUGGAAAACCCUCACUUAGUAGGAGAAAUUGAGAACAAAUGGAGCAGUGAUGACACAGGCUCUGGAUGAGCUAAGAUUGACUCUCUCAAGUACUGUUAAUACCAGGUUCUUACAUUAUCUUCUGGCUUCUAGAAGUUGUCUGCAACAAUCCUAGAGAUGCAGGCAAUUCCUUCCGGAAACUGAUGGAGGACAGAGGAAUUUUCUUUAGGAGAUGAAAAGAGCAAACGCGGUGCCUGUCUCUGCAGAAGGUGGAAAAGGAGGAAUUGGGAAAUCGUAGAUCACUAAGCCUGGCUUCAGUAUUUGGAAGAAUAUUGGAAUCACCCACUGAAGAAUCUGCUUGCAAGCACCUAGAAGACAACGCAGCCGGGAAAAAUGACCCACCACAGCGAGGAAUGCAAUUUUACUGACAUCGACAGCCUAGCAAAGACCCUGCAGCUGGGGAUCUCCAUCCCCACCUUCAUUCUCGGGCUGGUUCUCAACGCCCUGGCCCUUUUCGUGUUCUGCUGUCUUUGGAAGAAACAGAGCAAAACAUCAGUUUAUAUGAUCAAUCUUGCGCUUGCAGAUAUCUUGCUGAUUCUCUCGCUCCCGCUCAAGCUGUACUACUCCGUCACAGAAGCGCCUGGACUCCUGUGCUCUUUCAUACAGUCUCUCUAUUUUAUCAACAUGUACGGCAGUAUCUUCAUCAUUGUCUGCAUUACUGUCGACAGAUAUAUCUGCAUAAGGCACCCAUUUGAAGGUCGAGCUAAGCAAUCCCCCAAAUGGGCUAUCUUGAUUUGCUGCAUCAUCUGGGCAGUAGUUUGGCUUUGCAGUGUCCCAAUGUAUGUAUUUCACAAGACAGAUUCUUUUCAGUGCUUUUCCAAUAUGUCAGAGCAGACGUGGAGCAUCCCCCUCAUUGUUUCUCUGGAAACCUUUGGAUUUCUGAUCCCACUUGCAGUGAUGAUUUUCUGCUCUGCUCAAAACAUCUGGAUUCUUCUGAAUCACAAAAGUCAAGCUAAAACAAAGGUAGAAGGCAGUGGCUGCUUACGAGUUAUUAUCAUCAACCUCGUGGUGUUUUUGGUGUGCUUCACACCCUUCCACCUUGGAAUCUGCUUACAGUGCCUGGUAAGACAGAAUGUGAUAGUGAACUGCAGUCUGAAACAAAACAUCAGCCUGUUCAUUCAGGUGUCAAUGACAUUGGCCAACCUGAACUGCUGCCUGGAUGCCAUCUUUUAUUACUUUGCCACAAAAGAAUUUCGUGAUAAAACACACCUGAAAAAGGUUAUUGAACUAUGUCCUGUCUUUAAGCCUUGUGCCACACGAUGGGACGGCCCACGGUGGAAGAACAGCCUGUCCUCUGCUCCCCCCGGCCUCACAGGAGGCCAACAGCAUCAUCCCUGACAGAGCAGUACAGUCACCUUGGCCGUGGCAGGGGGGAUGCAAGAGAGAGAAGGACAAUGUUUUUCCAGUAAAUGUGAACCUCUUCCAUAUUUUUCUUCCCUUUAAACAUGAAAGAGGAAAAAUUUUGGAAAAAAAAGAACUAGCAUUAGCAAAGUGACAGUGCGACACCAAAAGAAGCAUUAGCCUUGAUGGUAUCUGCUACAUGUGAAAGGCUUGCCAGACGAAAACUACCCAGAUUGCUGGAAUGCCACUUAAAAUCAGCCUUUGUCAUUACUGCACCUGUUUUCCUUUGCCAACAUGAUCAGAAAGUUGUCGCUGAAGGCCAAGCAUGGAAAUAACUAUUCAAAACCUUUCUAACGUAGAAAGUAUCUGAGAGUUAAAAGACAGUUUCCAGCCAGAAGUCUGACUCUGCUCUUUCCUUCUGUAAAUUUUACAGAAGGUGACUGUUGGAGCUCGUUUGAUUUGGACAGAUGGGCCAGCCUGGGACAAUAGUGGAUCCUUACUCCUCUAAGCAUUAGACACUGGUUGGGGCUGUGACACUGGGCAGCAGCCCCAGCUGUCUCAUGGAGGGCAAGCUGCCCAGUAUACAACCCCAACAGAUUAUCUUGGGUACCAGGAAUUCCUUGAGCAACAAAAAUUUCUGAUUAACUUUGCUGAUUAAUCAGCAGAAUUUUCUCCUGCAAUUUUAAAACUGUUUUUGCACACGUUAACCAAAAGAACCCCUUCAAAUACGGCAUUCAGCAAAAGACUAUAUGUGAACUGUAUUUUGACAUCGCUGUAUAUCUAUCAAAGAUAUAACAUGACACAUGUAUAAAAUUCUUCUGCCUGUCUGCUCAUCUUUCCUGGAGGAGGGGAAUUAGGGAAGCAAGCCCUGCAUCACAGAAAAAUAGGGAGUGUCCGUCUGACCUUCUCCUCGCUCCCAGCUGGACCAGGUCUACCCACCUCAUUCCUUAGAGAAGCCCUGCUAGCCUGUACUGUGUGCUUCACGAAAAGUCCCUGGACAUGCCUCAUCCCUUCUUGGCCAGCACUUCUGGUGUGUCACCACCCUUACGCCAUUUGCAAGUUUGGCUCUGAGUCUAACCUACACGUUUCCUUGUUGCAAUUUAAGCCCACCAUUCCUUGUACCGUUAUUUUGGCAUGGUUCAUGCUCUCAGCCAGAAACACUUUCACAUCAAGAGAUCAGUUUCUGUGCCUUUUAAAAACAGCUGUAAAAAUGGUCUAAGAUAGCUUGUAAUCAAGUCUGAGGAAGAUGUUCCCUUUAUUCAAAAUGUGAAAAGAAAUUAUCUCCUGUCUGGAGCAAAUUAAAAAGAAAGGGGGCCAGUUUUGAAAAUACAAUUUGCUGUCAAUUAAUUUCCAUAGAAAUGACUGUGCAAGUGAGCAGCUGCAUGUAUCUAAUACUGGGCCCAAUGUACAAGCAUUUUAAAACUUGUUACUACUAAAACUAUGACCACAGCUGAGGCACUAAGGAGUUCAGAAGUAAAGAAAGGUUUUUAUCAUCAUCUUCACCAUUACCUGCAAAGGAGCAAAAAGAAGAGCUUUCUGAAACAGUUGGUUUUCAAAAUAUUAUUUGCUGCUGCCUCAGUCAUUCAGAAACUCACAGCCUUUUGCAUACGAGUUAACCUUUCGUUUUUGCACCUUUCACAUUACUUUUCAUAUGAAAUAUAUGUGUGAGAAAGUACAUGUUCUACUGAAUAAACUGUAUAUAUUAAGUGCAUGGUUUGAAAAUACAUGUUAACUCCCCAAUCUGACAUCACGUUCCCCAAUCUUUUAUCACAAACUUUUACCAUUGUCUCCUUAAAACCACUCCGAGACUUAGUUGGAGAUUUCGCUUCCCAGGAGCUACUUCAGGUUUGUAACUAUGGCAUCCAAGAACCACUGAAUAAACAAUAAUAAACAUAAAAUAAAAACAGGAAAGCUGAUCACACCCAGAAGUCUGGAUAAUUUAACACAUUUUCUAUGGAAACCUUCUCUACAAAUUCUUGACAAUCCCCUGCUAAAUCUCCCACAAACUUUACUCCAAAAUACUCUGAUCUCUUGCUUUUAUGAUUAGCCGACUGUCUGAAAAUUUACCUUACCAGUGUAAUUCGCGACUCUGCAAAAACACACCACUUUAAGGUACAACGUAUAAUACUGGCCUUUUUGUUUAAAGCUUUUCAUGCAGACACAAUGGGUUGUGAUAGAGCACACCACCAAACCAGUGGUACGGCUCGGAUGGCAGAGCCUCACUCCAGGGUCUGACAAACUCCAGGACAGGGUGGAAAAAGCCUCUUGAAGUGCAGCAAGGAGAAACCUGGAGUACUGCACCCAGGGCAGGACAAACACAGGCUGGGAAAGUAGGGCUGAUAUUGAUGUCCUCCCAAAAGGGCAACAGGAAACACCAGGUUCUACAAAAGCCAGUGGUGCCCUCUCUGUGUAAAUACGACAAAACUGAUAUUGUAACUCACUAAAAAUGAGGUCAGUGCAAAGAAAAGGAAAAAAAAAAACAAGGUUAGUAGCCUCCUCUGCUUGAGCUGGUGAGGCUUCACUGGAAUAAGUUGUCCAGCUCCGGGCUUGCCAGUUCAAGAUGGGGAGAAACCAGAGAGGUUCAAGCAGAUGGUUUGCAGGCUGGUUGGGGAUCUUGGGCACAGGUUUCCAAGGACAGGUCAAGGGAGCUGGACUGGUUUCAUCCAGCGUGCUGGAAGGCUGUGACAGAGAUGACAGAGCCAAGCACUGCCCAGUAGUUCCCAGGGAGUAAUGGCCCUUGGGUCAGGUUCAACAUUGAGAAAAACUCCUUCACUAGGAGGGCAAUGCAGUGCUGGAAGGGUUACCCAGAGAACUCUGUGAUAACCUCUCACAAAGAUUUCCAGUACAGAGUCAGACAAAGUCACGGCUGAUCUGAUCUAGUGUUGGAGGAGAUUGGUUCCAAAUGUCCCUUUCCAUUGCUCUGUGACCUCUCAGCAAAUGCAAGUUUGUUGAUCUUUUUUCUCCUCCAAGACAAGAAUCACCUCCUAGCGCUGCUGAUGUUGUGGCACGGGUUGCCAACAGCUCUGUUGCGAGCACAACACAAGACUGAGGAAAUGCAUUAGCUGCCUAAAAAUUAUUGGACAACAGCAACUGUGACCCAUCACACAAGGCUAUAUGAUAUGUAUAGUCAGGACUAAUGAAGCAGUACUUUGUCUUCAACUCAUUUAUCACUAAGGACUUGGAAAAGAUCAUCUCCUAACCUUCAAAGGAAUGAGUGCACAUACAAAGUAGGCAGAGAGGAAGGAUGCGUAGGGACUCCCGUAUGUGUGGGUGGGGGAAAAGUUUGAGCUGCUGGGUGAGGGAGGGAACACCACUUGUGCCGGUGCUCAGUCAGCAGCAGAGUUCCAGCACGGCUAGGGAGAGACUUUCACUGACAGAAAGAAAUCAGUGUAAUUUUCCCAAUGAAGGCAACAGGAGUCAGUUUAUGAAAUUAAUCUGUAAUAAUGGGGAGUGGUGGGACCCACAAUGUACGACUGGUUUACAGACUCAGUCUGCUCAUGUCAUACAUGGCCGCAAACUCGGAGCACAGAAUCUGAAACCUAAAUUGGAAUUUCUUCCCAUUCAUUGCCAUCACUACCACUUCUUUGUUGUCCAAAAUUGAUUAUAUAACUCCAUUUGUCUAAAUUUUGCCUGUUAUAUAUGUGAAUGAGAGCAGCCUCUCUAAGGAUAUUUGAAAUUUCUGAAAAAAAAGGGAAAGAAGGAAGACAGCCCACCUGUGUCAGUUUUACAGGGCUGUUACAACCAUAAAAUCUUUUAGCUCAAAAAGAGCAGAUCUUUUGAGCAAGAAAGCGUCACUUUCAAUGUACUGCUUUUCAAGAUUAACUUAAAUUUAAAUUAUAACCUUAAAUUCUAUCUUUAACCUACAGCUAAUAUUACAGUGCUUUCUAAAUCAGAAUUUUGCAUACAGACUCCUCCAUGAAAUUUACUAUUAACUCUGGAGAAUCUCCAGUUGGUUGUGUUUUUAUAGCAGGACAAAAGCAAUGAAAACCUUGUGCAGCCUGAGAAGGUGCACAACAAUUUUGUUGAUGAAGAAAAUUGAAAAGUAUUUGACAUUUCAAAAACAACAACAAAAGCCUUCCUGAGUCAAUACACAAGUUCACAAUUUCUAUUUUCAGAUUGCACAACAGAAGAGGUCUCUUUGCUCUUGAUGUUUUUAUUAAUACAUAGAAAAAUGAUAGAAACCUGAACAUGAACCCCUCUCACAUACCCAGGUCUCCUCCCAGGGACUCAGUUGUACUGUGAAAUCAAAUAAGCAUUGUCCUAGUGGGGGGAAAAAAAAAUCAAGCGCUACCAGAAAACACUCAAAAUGAUACCUUAAAAAAUUACAUUUUCAGUUCUGCUCUCUUCUGUGAAUUGAACAAAAAAAGGAUGCAAUUAACCACAGUCCUUAAAGAGCAGCUGUAUUGAAGCUUAAUUUUUCUGGACAAGGCUGUUUAGGGACACCCAGGUGAGAAUAUUCAUUAAAAGCAAUUUUGUUUCUAUCCAGUCAGGCUUCUCCAGCUGAGUCAAACCCCACAGGUCUUCACAACACAAGAGAGGGAUGGCUGCUCUUGAGGGCGUUUUUAUCAUGGCAGAUUACUCCAUCAACAUCCUACAAUUAGCAUUUGUUCAGUCACGAAUGUGAUCCCCAAGCUGUAUUUUGCAGACUUAUGCAGCAACUGAUAAAGCAUAAAAGUAGUUUGGACAACAACAAAGAAACAAACAAAUCCCCAAACCCUUUUCUUGUGCCUUUGCCUGGUGA